AUGUAUCCACCAUCACCUGCCACCAUUUACUGUAUCCGCUGGUCAUUCAUCAUCCGCCACUGGGCGUCCAUCAUCCGCCACUGGGCAUCCAUCAUCAUUUGCUGGGCAUCCACUGAGUACCGCCAUGUCUGUUGGGCGUCCACAAUCUCCCACCAGGCAUUGUGGUCUCUGUUGAUGCUCUGCCAUUUCACCACCAGUGCCUUCCAUGAGAAUGCUGCUUCCCUGGCUUGGGUGCUGUUACCUGGUGCUGCCCUCAAGAGAUCGCAUGAAACAAAAAAGGAAAAACUAGCCAACCUCAACCAACCAGCGCCCUGCCUGCUGGGGGCGCCGUCCUACUUCCUGUCGCACAAUCAUACACACAAAAGGCAGUGCGCCGGUGCCAGAGACCCGGAGCCGCCAUCGUCCACAGACGGGGGAGCGGGAAAUAUGGACGCGGCCUUCACAGAUAUGGAUUCGGGAGUCCCCGUGAAGUUCGAACUCCAGGAUGAGAUGUCUGGCUUUCAGGACAGCCUAGUCUUACCGGUAUCACCUCUGCCAAACCCACUGCCCUGGGACGUGUAUAUGCCGCAGAUGCCCAGACAAGGGAGCCCAGCCAGCAUGCUGACUGAAAUGGCGGCUGACGACCAGGGUGGCUUUGACGACUACGGCGGUAACCAACAGCAGCUGCUGCCGCCGCCACUGCAGCCGCUGCCACCACUGCUGCCGCCACCGCUGCCGUCGCCACCGCUGCCGCUGCCGUCGCCACCGCUGCCGCUGCCGCUGCCGUCGCCACCGCUGCCGCUGCCGUCGCCGCCGCUGUUGCCGCCGCCACUGCAGCCGCCGCCGCCGCUGUUGCCGCCGCCACUGCAGCCGCCGCCGCCGCUGUUGCCGCCGCCACUGCAGCCGCCGCCGCCGCUGUUGCCGCCGCCACUGCAGCCGCCGCCGCCACUGCAGCCGCCGCAACAGCAAAUCAAGUGCAUGGUGUGCAGGGACAAGGCAAGCGGCAAGCACUACGGCCAGUUCACGUGCGAGGGCUGCAAGAGCUUCUUCAAGCGCAGCGUGGCGAAGAACCUGAGCUUCAGAUGCCUAGCCAACCGAGACUGUCGAGUCAGUCAGCACCGUCGCAACCGGUGCCAGUACUGCCGCUUCAGAAAGUGCCUCGACGUCGGUAUGAAACCAGAAGCAGUGCAGAGCAACAGGAGACCGCCCACCCAGCCAGCCCACGGGCCACCUGCGCCGACCACCCGGCAACCCUCCGACUGCUAUCCGAACCUGUCUGGGUAUGUUUCUCUGCUCCUCAGCGCGGAGCCCAACCCCUUGCCUUGGUCAAGCUGCCAGUUCACACCGCCCAACACCAUCCUCAGCCUCGAGGACAUUUGCGAACAGGCUGCGCGGAUGCUCUUCGGCGCCGUGGAAUGGGCCCGGAACAUACCCUUCUUCCCGGCCCUGCCCAUCAGCGACCAGGUGGCCAUGCUUCGCCUUACCUGGUGCGAGCUGUUCAUGCUGAACUGGGCGCAGUGCGCCAUGCCACUCCACGUGGUCUCGUUCCUGGCCUCGACCUGCUUACACAACACGCCCAUGUCUUCGGACCAAGUUGCCGUCUUUAUGGACAACGUCCGGAUCUUCCAAGAGCAAACCGAGAAGCUCAAAGCUCUGCAAGUCGACCCCACCGAGUACAGCUGCCUCAAGGCCAUCGUCCUGUUCACUUCAGACGCCAGCGGUCUCUCCGAUGCGGCGCAAGUGGAAAGCUUGCAAGAGAAGUCCCAGUGCGCCCUGGAGCAACACGUUAGGAACCAGUACAACGACCAACCAACGCGGUUCGGAAAGCUUUUGCUUCGCCUCCCUUCCUUCCGCACCGUGUCCUCCGCAGUCAUAGAGCAGUUAUUUUUCAUCCACCUGGUAGGUAAAACCCCCAUCAAAACCCUCAUCCGGGGUAUGUUACUGUCAGGUAACAGUUACAGCAGUAAUAACUAGCCGUGCGUGGCACUUCAAAAAAUAAGUCAAAAUAAGAAUGGGGCAGGGGGCCGAAACGGAGAGAGCAAAAAGGUAGACUGGUUUCUUUGCUUAAUACUGGUAAAGGAUAUAAAAGGGACGUUACAAGUUUGCCAGAAGAAGGGAGGGAAAGAAUUUAAUGGACUGUGAGUUUGAAAAAAAAAAAAGAGACUGUCAAAUGAACUUUUACAGAAUACCAAAAAAACCCCCACAAAACACCAAAAAACAAACAAAAAUAAAACACACACACACACACACACACACACACACACACACACACAAAACCGAAAAAUUCCUAUGUCGGAACAGCCUGCUACUUAUUUUUGUAUAAAAAGGAAAUUAGUCUUGCUCUUGUUUUGGUAAACUUGUGAAAAAUAUUGCCCAAAGCGCCUUUAAGGAGAUUGGGAGAAAAUGUGCAGAAUGGAGAGAAAGUAAGCCUUUUUCCCCCAAAUUAUUAACUGUGUUUUAUCUAUGUUCCUCGAGCUGUUCUCUUCUUGUACUGUUCUAGUUCCAAACCACUUUAUUCUGUGGCUCUAUAAUACGUUUGGAUAUAAUCUUGGUUUCUUAAAAUGCUGUGUAUCCUUAAAAUGUAUGUUCUGCAAGAAUUAAAACUGAGUCCAUGAAAAUAUCACAGGAAGACAUAAAACUUUGAGAGGCAAUUGCAAGAUGAUAGAAACACACAAGUGGUAUCCAAAAACUUUAGAUGAAAUCGAGCACUCUAAUUUGAGAACUGGAGGAAUCACAUACAACCCUUAGCUUCCCUUAACCCUGCCUCUUCCCUCAAAAGACACUAUGACAAACCUAGAUUUUUAAAAACGCUUUAGAGAAUGGACUGUAGGAUUUAUUGGCAGCAACAAAUGUGUCCAAGACGCAUGCUGUCGUUUUGAAUAGAAAGUGAACGUUUGUACUUGGAGUUGAGCCCCAUUUAGUUCUUGAAUUGUUAUGGAAAUCCUACAUUUGUGUAUUCGGAAAUCCUUUAUGUUAUCAAUGCUGAUAUCAUCCGCCCCCUUUUUUUUUUAAAGAAAUGUAGUUGAAAUCAGCAUGACAGAAUAAUACUGUUGGCACUUAUAGGUAACAUGAUUCAUUCGGUAUCUUCGAGUUUACAGUUAGGUUUUGUUUUGUUUUUUUUAAGUGCAAUAUGUCAGUAUACUGUAAAAGAUAUAAUAACUGAAUUAUUUGAUCAAGUGUUAUAUUCCAGGGGAAAAUGAGAUUAUUACAAAAUUAAAGUAUUAUUGAUUUGGUAUCUUAAAAAAAAUAAUCUUUUGCUGAGCAGGCCUAUACCCCAAAUGAGAGUAAACCAUAUAUCCUAGGCCCGAUCACCCAGAGGAUUCCAUACAACACAAACCCAUCCGUUUUGAAAGAGCCUUCCAAAAUUUCAUGGAAACAAAUAAGUAGACACAAUGCAUCAAUUUCUACACGCAGAGAAAUUUCCUUCAGAAUUGUAUCUUUGGGUUUUAAGAAAGUAGAAAAUAGGGAAGGAUGAUGACAAGCAAGUCAUGAAAAACUGGGGAACAAAAAUCUCUGUGUGAUCUCCCAGGUCAGAAAGAUCUACUUGUUGGUAUGGGGUAAAAAAUAUGAAUAAAAAUUUACAAAUGCCUGAGAGAAAUCAUCUCAAGUAUAAGCGAUUGAACUGAGUUACAAAAUCUGGAAGAAGAAAGUUACAAAAUGGCUGUGCAGUUUUGGUCCAAAAGGUGCUACCUUUGUCUAAUGUUUCAGAGCCAGAGUUUUAUGCAGAAAUGAACACAUCAAAGCUAAUUUUUUUUAAUUGCCGUGUAAAGUGAGGUACGACAUUAGUUUUGUGCGUCUGACGUGAUGAUCUCACAUCUUUACCAACCAACACUUGUUAUUUUUUGUCUUUUUGAUAAUAGCCGUUUUGACAAUUGGGAGGUGACAGCUCACUGUAGUUUUGAGUCAUAUGUCCUUAAUGAUAUGUGAUGCUGAGCAUCUUUCCAUCCACCUGUUGGCCAUCUGUAUGCUUCGGUGGGAAAAGGUCUAUUCCCACAGAAUAGAAUAUUCUGUUCUGCUUGCUUUUGAACCACAUUGCUUGGGUUUUUGUUGUUGUUGUUGAGUAAUAGGAGUUCUUUAACUAUUUUGAUAAUAACCCCUUCAUAGAUAUAUGAUUUGCAAGUAUCUUUUCCCAUUCAGUAGGUUCCUUUUUUAUUUUGCUUGAUGGCUUCUUAUCUAACCGUGCACAAGCUUUUUGGUUUAAUGUGGUCCCAUUUGUUUAUUUUUGCUUUUGUUGCCAUUACUUCUAUAGUCAGAAAUGACAAAAUGAUAUUGUCAAGGAACUUAUCACCUAUAUUUUUUUCUAGUUUUAUGAUUUCUGAUCUUACAUUCAAAUUUUUCAUCCAUUUUGAGUUCAUUUUUGUCCCCCAUUUGUUUUAAUGUGCAAAUAUUUGUUUACUGGACUUGGCAAAUGUAUUAUGGUAAGAUGCGACACGAACAAUGUGAAAAACUGGAUGGGAAUAUAUGAAAUCUCUAUUAUCGCUGCAACUUUUCUGUAUAUGAAAUUAUUCCCAAAAUAAAGUUCUGUAAAAUCUU
This is a messenger RNA of Felis catus (domestic cat), 4512 nucleotides long. Its product is annotated as COUP transcription factor 2-like. The transcript is spliced from 2 exons. The coding region runs from base 1 to 1953 and encodes 650 amino acids. Lineage: Eukaryota; Metazoa; Chordata; Mammalia; Carnivora; Felidae. Gene Ontology annotation, biological process: cell differentiation; negative regulation of transcription by RNA polymerase II; anatomical structure development. Gene Ontology annotation, molecular function: zinc ion binding; retinoic acid binding; RNA polymerase II cis-regulatory region sequence-specific DNA binding. The record is from RefSeq and is a predicted model, not a curated record.